Molecule: messenger RNA, 885 nt
Organism: Acanthamoeba castellanii str. Neff
Lineage: Eukaryota; Discosea; Longamoebia; Acanthamoebidae
Product: UDPglucose dehydrogenase
Exons: 4
Biological process (GO): glycosaminoglycan biosynthetic process; polysaccharide biosynthetic process
Cellular component (GO): cytosol; nucleus
Molecular function (GO): NAD binding; UDP-glucose 6-dehydrogenase activity
Source: RefSeq, a predicted model, not a curated record
AUGCAGAGCGCAGUCAACACAGUGAAGCGAGUGGUGUGUGUGGGCGCCGGCUACGUGGGUGGCUCGACGAUGCCCAUUAUCGCCUCGCAUGCUCCCGAUCUGACGGUCACGAUCGUGGACAUUGACGAGAAGCGUAUCAACGAAUGGAAUUCGGGCAACGCGCUGCCUAUCUACGAGCCCGGCCUCGAGGAGAUCGUGCGAGCCCACAUCAACAAGAACCUCUUCUUCACCACGCGCGAUCUGCCCAAGGCGAUCAAGGAAGCGGAUGUCAUCUUCAUCGCUGUGAACACUGGAACCAAGGAGUACGGCCAUGGCGCUGGAAGCGCCUACGAUCUCACGUCGUGGGAGGCCGUCUCGCGCUCCAUCGCCAAGUACGCCACAGAGGAGCGUUUCUACGUGAUUGUCGAGAAGUCUACCGUGCCCGUGCGCACCGCUGAGCAGGUCCGUCGCAUCCUUGACGCCAGCAAGGCUCCCGGCGUGUCCUUCGAGGUGGUGUCCAACCCCGAGUUCCUUGCCGAGGGUUCGGCCGUGCGCAACCUCGAGGAGCCCGACCGUGUCCUCAUCGGCGGCCUUGAGACCGACGAGGGCAAGCGUGCAACGGAGAUGGUGGCUGAGAUCUACGCCCACUGGAUCGACAGGAGCCGCAUCAUCACCACCAACCUCUGGUCGUCGGAGCUGGCCAAGCUCGCCGCCAACGCCUUCCUCGCCCAGCGUCUCUCCACCGUGAACGCUUUGUCGGCGGUGUGCGAGGCGACCGGCGCCAAGAUCGACGAGGUCACGCGCGUUGUGGGUACCGACACCCGUAUCGGCUCCACCUUCCUCAAGACCUCCGUCGGUUGGGGCGGCUCCUGCUUCAAGAAGGACAUCAACGGCCUCGUCUACCUC